Vigna unguiculata (cowpea) is the source of this 2494-nucleotide messenger RNA. RefSeq names its product polyadenylate-binding protein-interacting protein 7-like. The record is from RefSeq and is a predicted model, not a curated record. Lineage: Eukaryota; Viridiplantae; Streptophyta; Magnoliopsida; Fabales; Fabaceae.
UGCUGCUGCUAUUGUAUUGGCUAAGAGGUUUCGAAACAGAAUCCACAGAGAGAAAAAAAAAAAUAAUAAUAAUAAAAGAAAAAGAAAUAAAAGAGCGAGGUAAGGUAAGACUUAAGAGAGAGAAGAAGAAGAAGCCCGACCCGAUAAUCAUACUCGUACUUGAGAUGAUAUUGGAUAAUCCCAACCUCAAUUUUUCGCAAUAUUAAACAACACAAUCACCUUCACUUUUUUUCUUCUCUUCUUUUCUCAUCUCAUCCCCAUGGAUCCCUUCGAUUUGAUACGCGAAGGGUUUGGUUGAGGCUGACUGGACAUGUGCUGUUUCUAUUUUUAAAGUCUGUUUAUGUUGUAGUUAUUUUGUCCAUAUUCUAGUUAAUAAUGAACUUAUCCAAGAAAGGAUCCCAAACGGAUGCAAAGCUAUUAAGCCCAAACAAGGCAACAACUCUGAAUCCAAAUGCAGCAGAGUUUAUUCCUUUUGCCCUCAGAUCAUCAUCAUUACCUGGGACUACCAGCUCGGUAGAUGCAACAGCAGCAGGGCUUUCGGCUGCUGGAGCUCUUGGGAAAGCAGUUUUAGAUAGAUCAGAAUCAUCCAUUUCAAAUAAUUCUGAUGAUGAGGUGCAUCAAUACUGGCGAUGUCAGCUCCCUGAUGAUAUUACCCCUGAUUUCAAGGUCAUGGGAGAAGAUGAAUCUCAAGGUCUGGAUGAUCUUCCUUUAGCAGGUUUAUCCAUACAUGAGGACAAUGAAGCCUCCAGGUUUCCUUCUUCCAAAGGAAGUAAAUAUAUAAUAAAUGAGCAGCAGGAAAUAUCUCAACCGCAUAAUAAUGGCAAUAGCUUUGUAGAUAAAAUAGGGUUUUCCCAUUCAAGCUACAGGGAGGACCCAUCUUCUACAAGCUUUUUGAAUGCUCUGGCAAAGCCUUGGGAGGGGCCAAUUGGGAGCGCUGACCAGCUUGUUAGCAGUGGUCAAGAGGGGAUUGCUUAUGAUGACAACAGUAGACAUGGAUACUUAAAUGAUGUUUUGGCUGAAAAUGCAAUUAUGGAUGAUACAGAUUUGAAUCCUUUGGAGUAUUUAGCUUCCCUGUUCCCUGGUUUUGCAGCAGAAAGCCUCGCAGAAGCUUACUUUGCCAAUGGAUGUGAUUUACAUCUGACCACUGAGAUGCUCAGUCAGUUAGAGCAGCUUCAAGUUGAUGGUGGUUUCAAUCAAACUUUGAAUUCAAAGACUCUGUCAGCUCCCAAUCUGAGUGCAAUGGACUUUCCUUCACUUACUUCACCAGAUGGCCAGGCUGCUUCAGUUAAAUACGUGGUUGAUAAUGUCCAGCAAAGCCGAAAUCCUUACCAGUCAUUUGACAGUGAUGUGAUGCUUUUCAAAUCUAGCUCUUCAGUUCCAUCUAGAGGUGCUGUUGACUUUGCUUCAGCUGUUAGAAAGUUGGCUUCUCAGGAUUCUGGUGGUAUUUGGAAGUAUGACAAGAAUGGCUCUGGUGAUGCUGCUAUAGGUUCAAGUAGGAAUUCAAAUGUUUUGGGUAGUGGCUACAAUGGUGGACAGGCCAGAGCACACUUUGGUGAUCGAUUGCAGAACCGUGGCUCAGCUCGGGCAGCUCCUAUUUGGCUUGAUACCGGUGAUGCUGUUGCAAAUAUGUAUUCAGAGCUGCGGGAAGAGGCUCGUGAUCAUGCAUGCUUACGUAAUGCAUAUUUUGAGCAGGCUCGUCAAGCUUACCUUAUUGGUAAUAAAGCCCUGGCAAAGGAACUAAGUGCUAAAGGGCAGCUUCACAACAUGCAUAUGAAGGCAGCUCAUGGAAAAGCUCAAGAAUCCAUUUACCGUCAGAGAAAUCCAGUUGCUUCAGAGAUGCAGGGCAAUGGAAGAGGACACGAGAGGAUAAUAGACCUACAUGGGUUGCAUGCGAGUGAAGCCAUUCAUGUGCUGAAACAUGAGUUGAGUGUGCUGAAAAGCACUGCCAUAGCUGCUGAGCAGCGUUUGCAGGUGUAUAUUUGUGUGGGCACAGGUCAUCAUACCAGGGGUUCCCGCACUCCCGCAAGACUUCCAAUAGCUGUACAGCGUUUUCUUCUUGAAGAGGGCAUUGACUUCACGGAACCUCAGCCAGGCCUACUUCGCGUUGUGAUAUAUUGAGCCAGCCAAGGAUGUGUACAAGUUUUUUGACACGGUAUAAAGUCCGGGAUCACGGACAUUUUAGUCAUUGUUGUAUCUGUAUAUGCCCGAAGAACAGGAAAAAAGAGAAAGAAAAAAGCAGUUAGGGGAGAAGGAAAGAGAAGGGUUGUAGCAGAAUUGUAUCAUUAAGAUUUAGCGACGACAUCAGAUUUACAUUAGUAAGCAGGACUUCACAUUAUGGGAUUAUUUUCCUUCUGUUAAUUUUGUACCCUAAUUUUCAUUUCCUUGUUAAAUUCCAUUUUUACCCUUUCCAUUCAGAUGUAAUCGAUAGGACUCAAUUACGCAUAGAACAAUUGAUUUUGCAAAUUAGAUUCAAUGCCAAACAAUUUACUGCGGU